AUGGAUAAGUUUGUCACCAGGUUAAAACGUGGACAACCAAGCUCUAGUUCUACUAUUUCACCUGUUGCUUCAUCCAUACCUUCGGAAGUUCAGAGGGAUACAAAUCCUUCAAAUAUCAAUUUCAAUUAUUUGAAAGUAGACCCGGCAGACAGAAGGCCUAUUGCAGAAUAUGACCCUAAUAUACGCGAUGAAGUUAGAAGAUAUUAUAUUCAAAAAGGACCUUGUCAGUCUAUGAAUCAUGAUUUUCCAAAAACUCAGUUUGGGAAGAAAAAGAAAACAAUGCUUCAGUUUCAUCCUGGCUGGUUCAAAGGUCGACAUUCCAAGUGGUUAGAGUACAAUAUAUCAAAAAAUGUUGCUUAUUGUUUGUGUUGCUAUUUGUUUAAAAAUGAGCAUGAUGUUCGUGGAAAUAUGGGAGAUGCUUUUACAAAAAAGUAUUAUAAGGGUUGGAACAAGGCUAAGGAAAGAUUCAAAACUCAUAUUGGAGAGGUAAAUAGCAUCCACAACAAGUGUUUCAACAUGAUAAUUGAUUUGAUAAAUCAAUCACAAUCAAUUCGCACUUCUUUUGACAAGCGUAACGAGAAAGACAAAAAUGAAUCUCGACAUCGCUUGGGUGCUUCAAUUGAUGUGGCAAGGUUUCUCUUAAGAUUAGGAUUGUCGUUUCGUGGUCAUGAUGAGAGCAUAUCAUCUACAAAUAGAGAUAUUGUUGAUGCUUGUGCAAAAGAAACAAUCAAAGCUAUUAUUGAAGACUUGGAUGGUGAUUAUUUCGGAAUACUGGUUGAUGAAUCGAAGGAUAUAUCACACAAGGAGCAAAUGGCACUUGAGACAAUCUAUUCUUUUCUUUCGGGUCACUCAUUAAGUCCAUCCCAAAUACGUGGACAAGGUUAUGGUGGUGCUAGUAACAUGCAAGGAGAACUAAAUGGUCUUAAAAGUUUAAUUUUGCGUGAUACUGCAUUUGCAUAUUCCACUCAUUGUUUUGCUCACCAAUUGCAGUUGACACUUGUGGCUCUUGUGAAGAAAAAUUCAAAUGUGGAUGAUUUUUUUAUAUAG
Lycium ferocissimum is the source of this 1047-nucleotide messenger RNA. RefSeq lists its product as uncharacterized. The coding region runs from base 1 to 1047 and encodes 348 amino acids. The transcript is spliced from 3 exons. The record is from RefSeq and is a predicted model, not a curated record. Lineage: Eukaryota; Viridiplantae; Streptophyta; Magnoliopsida; Solanales; Solanaceae.